ACUUCAUGUUAACUGAAUCUUGCACUACUCCAAAACAUGAGUAGAGAUGAGAGCUGCGGCGGAGGCCAAAGUUCCUUGGGCUACCUCUUUGGUGCCGAUGAGCAGCCAAGUGCGCCGACCGUAACACCACCGAUCCAACCCCCAUAUGGCGUAGACAUUACCCCAGAGAACCCUCCGUCACAAUAUAAACCAAGUUCAGAGAAACAGACUGAGAAAACUAUAAUCAACAACUAUCACAGGGCUAAAGGACAGAAUUCAAGGAACUUCAUCACUGAUCGGCCGUCAACAAAAGUUAAAUCAAUUCCCGGUGGAGAUUCAUCCCUGGGUUACCUGUUUGGGGACAAGUGAUGGAAUAAUUAUUCUCUUCUUACAUGUUCAAAUACAUAUGCAGUACGUAUGCUAAAUAAUGGGUUUAGUUUCCCCAUAUCAGUGUUGGAUUUACCAGGGUUUAGUGUUAAUGUAUGGUGAGUUUUCAAGUUUGUAUACCCGUGGAUAUCAAUUUGUCAUAUAAACUUUGAGCAAUUA
Messenger RNA from Hibiscus syriacus, 525 nucleotides. Its product is annotated as protein SPIRAL1-like 5. Gene Ontology annotation, cellular component: cortical microtubule, transverse to long axis. NCBI's taxonomy places the organism in Eukaryota, Viridiplantae, Streptophyta, Magnoliopsida, Malvales, Malvaceae. Gene Ontology annotation, biological process: cortical microtubule organization. Bases 37 to 348 code for a protein of 103 amino acids. The transcript is spliced from 2 exons. The record is from RefSeq and is a predicted model, not a curated record.